GGCCUGGAACCCAUGUCCAUGCGUCCAUGCACCCACGCACCCACGGAUUUGCUUCUCCCGCACACUUCCACCCUUCCCUGUCCUUCCAUACCCACCGCUGACACACCCCCUGUCGUCUGUCCUUCUGUCCCCCUUACUCCAGACGUGCGGCGCUCAAUUAGGCCCUGUUAGAAGCUGCUAAUGUCGGACACUUGCGACGUGGUCCUUUUUCAUUGUCGUCAUAUCACACGAGCAUUCGGCACUUGCCCGCCUAUUUCCUGAGAUGCCCAACUCUCCUUCUACCUGUCUGCAAACACUGUCAGAUCACAUUCACUGUCGACCAUCUUCUCUCACUCUUGCAGACCAUUGUCCUGGUUCAUGUCUCUCUCCUUUGCAUCUUUGCACAGUUCGAAGUCUGCCUCUGUCUGGAAGGUUCUAGCCUACGGCGAGUAACGGUCUAGCGAGACUCUUCACCACCAUUUCCUGCAUCCAACUUCCGCCACCAAUACUUCUAAAGAAUAAAGAUGCGGGUGGAAUUCUAUGAUUCCUUGACAGAUUAUACAAGUUGAGCUCCUUCCACCGGACCUAGCCAUGUCCGAUCGAGGGAGCAAUAAUUCAAGGCGAUCCUCUUCGCAGGCCUCUCACGCAUCCACCGACAUCAAGAAACCAAGAACUAUCCGCGGUGUCCCAAAACGCCAUGGCUCAAAAACCUCGAACCGAUCCGCUGAUUCUGAGGACCCAGCCCUAACCUCUUUUCCCUCCUUCUUUCCCGAACCUGAAACCAAACCGUCCACGGCAGCGGCAGCGGCAGCGGCAACAGCAACAGCAACAGAUGAGACCCUACCUAGGCCGACAAGAACGUUUUCGCAAAAGGCAAGGGAUAGGAAGACAACUCUUGCGGGCUUGACCAAUGCCUCGCCGUCUUUCAACAAACAAAAUGCUCUGUUUGACGACUCUCCUCGUUCUUCAACCGAUAUUCCUGGUUCCUUGCAUCUUGCAAGUGACGACCAUAUCGAAAGACUGGUGGCCCGGACUGGUGCUGUGAAACUAGUCCGUCAGUAUGCCUCAGACCUUGCCCAGAGAGAUGCAGAAAUCUCAGCACUCCGUAUACGAGCCGACAACCGUGAAAGAGAAAUGAAGAAACUCCUACGAGAAGCCAGUGUCUCAACGGCCGAUGUGGAAAAGAGACUGCUUCGAUUGGAACAAGCUUCGACCGUCCCAAACCCCUUCGGACAAUCUGAACCCACUAGUGCUGGCAAGCCCUCGACAUCUCUUGAUGGAAUGAUGAGUGAGGCCAUGGCCGACGAGAUCUUGUCCCAUAGCCCCGUGCAAGCAUUCCCCUCUCUUGAGUUUGGAGCAGAUCCUGGUGACCCCAAAUCCAUCGCUGCCUGGGAGUCGGGCUUUAACAGAAGUAGGACUGGAUCUCGAGAAAGCAAGACGGUCAAAGACAGCCGGACAGCGAGCAGGGCGAACAGCAUUCUUAGCGAGAGCAGUCAAGACUUGGACGCAACCCUACGACCACGUGUACCAAGUGGCAACGUUAACAAGGUCUCCGCCCUGCAGAGCAUCUUUUCCGCACCAUCGCAGUCAUCCAGCUACUUCAUUGGUGGGAAACCGAUCAAAAAGCCCAAGCUGGGUGAUGAAGCCAGUGUCCGUUCUAACCAAUCCAGUCGCUCUUUUGCCUCCUGGACACAGAUUUUUGGCGGCAAGCCAAACGGUCGUUCUCGAGCAUCAUCCUUGGGCCAAGAUGCCGCUGUCGCCUCGCCUGCUAGCGAGGCAGAAUCAUCCUUGGCCAAUGUGUCCAAAACACAGAUCAGCUCUUUGCAGGAUGGUAACAAGUCCAGUCAAUCACUACCCUCUAGCAACAAUUCAAAGCCUCGUCCGCCGCCUAGAAGAGCGCCCACUGCAAGCAGACUAUCUGCCAGUCCCAAUCAUGUGAGGAAAGAAUCGAAUGCCAGCAGCCUUCCGCCUACUGUCGAGCUGGACUCGAUGAUUGAAAGCUCCUUGUUGCCUCCCACCAUGACGAACCAGUACAAUGAUACCAGUGGCUUACUGACUGAUCGAUAUGGUUUUAUCUACGACCAGAAACAGAGGAAGCGUCAAGCAUUACAAGCACGGCACCACAAGAAGAACAAAAUGAGCGCAGCCGAGACCAUUGCAAGCUUUAGAAGUGGCGAGAGCCCUCAAUCAGAGGGGUUAGCGGAGCGGCCGUCAACACCUAUUUCAAUUGACGAGGACACAUCGAAGAAGUCAUGGCAAGACUACCUCAAGGUGUCUACUACAAUUCCAACUGGACGUCCGAGAGAACUCCUGUCACAUACGCCAUCGGCUGGGGCAGUGGUUACCGUGAGCACAGCUGAUGCGGCGGGCACGAUUACUCCCCCACGACGUGAAGGUCCAAUCUCGGUGUCCGGCCAGAAGGCGUUGCCCACCACCAGUCUGACUACCGAAACUCUGCCGUCCACAGUGAACACUGUGUCUGGUGACUUCACUCCUGAUUCAGAGACGGACACGACCAACGAUUUUGGACCUGCCAGGGUCCUCCUCGAGCAAUUGACUGAAUUGCACGACGCCUUGCAAACUGAUCGAGCGACGCGCUGGAAUGACUUUCUCCGCAGAGUUCGUGCCGAAAGAGCGAGUAGCGCGGCCGAGCGGUCUUCCAACAACGUGCCAGAGGCAGACGUUGUGAAUGGAGAACUCAUCGGCAUUGCAACCCUGGGCCGCUCCUCCAAAACCAAAAGCAAAUACUUGCACUUUAAGAGUUUAGUUCUGUCAGGCAUUCCUGUCUCAUUGCGCCCCAAGAUUUGGGGUGAAUGUUCCGGGGCAACUGCGUUGCGAAUUCCCGGCUAUUAUGAAGAUCUUGUUGCUCGUUCACAGGAUGAAACAGACAUUGAUCCUGUCAUUGCCAGCCAAAUCAAAGCCGAUGUUGGGCGUACCCUGACAGACAAUGUAUUUUUCCGACACGGGCCUGGAGUCCAGCGAUUGGAGGAAUUGUUGAGAGCAUACUCAUUGCACAACCCGCGAAUUGGCUAUUGUCAAGGGAUGAAUCUCAUCACGGCUUCAUUGUUGCUCAUUUGCGCGACCGCAGAAGACUGUUUCUGGUUGCUCGUGGCAAUUAUCGAUGUUAUCCUGCCCAGCCAAUACUUCAGCGCAACACUGCUUGUUGCGCGAGCUGACCAGGUUGUUCUUCGCCAAUACGUUGCAGAGGUGUUGCCGAAGCUGAGCGCAAAACUGGACGACUUGGGUGUCGAGCUGGAAGCAUGUGCCUUUCACUGGUUCCUAUCCUUGUACACUGGAGUCUUGACCGGUGGGGAAGCCUUGUAUCGGGUUUGGGAUGUGAUUCUCUGCCUUAACAGCUCUGACGCCAUGCCAUAUACAUUCACACCUUCAACGCGCACUCUGGGGGUCGACAUGUCCUCGCUCAACCUCAGCACUCCUUCAACUCCGAACACAUCCACUACACCGGAAAUUCAAAAAGAAGAGAACGAACACGACGGCACAAGCUCUUCAUUUCUUUUCCAGUUAGCGCUUGCUUUGCUGAAAUUGAAUGAGAAUCAGAUCUUGGCACUAGACUCGGCCGCACAGGUAUACACAUACAUCAAUCACAACAUGACCAAUCAUGCAAUCAGUAUCGAUGCGCUUGUCCACGCAAGCGAGGCAUUGAGAACCAAAGUCAAGAAAAGUGAGGUCUUGGAGAGGAGGAAAGCUGCAAUCAAAACACUUGGCGCUUGAUCAAAGUAGUGCAGUGGCCAUGGGAGAUGAGAGAGUAAAAUUGGAAUGCGAGUGUUGGAGCUUUCACCGAAGAAAGGAAAAUAUCUACGAAUUUGGACAGCAUUGAAAUGGAGACUGCAAGCAAUCGACUAUUGUUAUUCUAGCGAAGGCGCAAGCGAUAGGCAGGCCAGCAGGCACGCAGCACAGCCAGCAUUGCAUUGACAUGCACACGACGAGCCACCCAGUCAUCUUCUUUCGAUCAAAGAGGGUCUGAGGGAGAGCCGACUGGAAUAUUUUUUCGUUUGUUACUCAGGACUGGGGAAUUUUCUGGGAUUUGGGCGAAGCCACGUCAGGGAAGACAGACGAUAUAUUGAUACCCCAUUCAGUCAGGUCAGGUUAGGACCCAGGUUCACUCAGCGUUUUGCAUGAGGAAAAAGAUUGAGAAUUGAAGGAGCAGAACUUCUGAAUAAGAGAAACCAAGGAUUGAUGUCAUGGUUCUACGAUUCUUGCCAGAUCUACACAUCUUUUGCUUCUUGUCAUGAGUUUGUUGGCAUUUUGUCGUUGCUUUCCCUCUUUGUUUCCCUGGUCGACGAAUGAAUCUCCACUGAUGAGACGUAAUCCCGUAGAUCAGGCGACAAGGGGCGAACAGGAGGGAGACGGAGGGAAGAUGCGGAAGCGAAGAUAUCAAUCCAAC
This is a messenger RNA of Exophiala mesophila, 4384 nucleotides long. RefSeq lists its product as uncharacterized. The transcript has 3 exons. NCBI's taxonomy places the organism in Eukaryota, Fungi, Ascomycota, Eurotiomycetes, Chaetothyriales, Herpotrichiellaceae. The record is from RefSeq and is a predicted model, not a curated record. Bases 571 to 3711 code for a protein of 1046 amino acids.